AUGGUACGAGGAUGCUUCUGUGACUGCUUUGGUCCAAUGGUUCGAGCACGAGCUGCAAGUAUCGACAAGCCUCUCGACCCUGAAGAUGUGAAGAAAUGUCUACAGAAGUAUCGCGCCUACGAGGCACGGCAGGAGAUGUUGGUGUCUGAGCAGCAACAUCCAUUGAUACCAACCAUCAGCAGUUCGUGUGCUGCUCCUUACGACAAUACCAUAUUGCCGACUGCUCCUCCCUUAAAUCUCUCCUACCGGCCACCAUCUCCACCACCGUCGUAUAGUUCAGUGGCGGGUAACGGAGAUCACUCUCCAUCUACAGGACAUUCACGUCUGUAA
This is a messenger RNA of Cooperia oncophora, 330 nucleotides long. Lineage: Eukaryota; Metazoa; Nematoda; Chromadorea; Rhabditida; Trichostrongylidae. The record is from the annotation of a GenBank genome assembly.